This is a messenger RNA of Crotalus tigris (Tiger rattlesnake), 3268 nucleotides long. RefSeq names its product intermediate filament family orphan 1 (gene IFFO1). The record is from RefSeq and is a predicted model, not a curated record. Lineage: Eukaryota; Metazoa; Chordata; Lepidosauria; Squamata; Viperidae. The coding region runs from base 394 to 2133 and encodes 579 amino acids. The transcript has 11 exons.
CAACACCCGGAUCCAACUGCUUUGCCUGAAGAGUCGAGCAAUUUAUUCGCCAACGCUUAGCGGGAGAAGCUGUAACCCGGGUCCUCCGUUGCUACAGCAGCGGUGGCGGCCUCAGAGCCAGCCCAGGCCAUCGGCGUCAGCGGGCCAUCGCGCGGUCGCCUCAGUCCGCCGGCCGCGGCCGCGCAUCUCUCCUUCCCUCCCUCCCUCCUCCCGCAGGACGCCGCACCGUCCUCUGUUGUCCAGCGCCGCAUCCCUCCCUCCGCAGCUCGGGGCGCCUUCCCGCCCUCUUCCGCGGCGGGCGGCGGGGAUUGGCUGCUUGGGCUGCGCCUCUCCGCCCAGCGGCCGCUUCCCUCCUCCCUUCCCUGUCGCAGCUGCGGGACGGCUGGCGGAGCCAUGAACCCGUUAUUCGGCCCAAACCUCUUCCUCCUGCAGCAGGAGCAGCAGGGCUUGGGAGCCGCGGGCCCCGAGCAGCGCCAGCGCCAGCAGCUGCCGGACCUCCUCUUUCUUCCCCACGAGCCCCAGGGGGACGCGCUCGACAGGGAACUGGCCCCGCCGGCUUCCCUCGCCGCCGGCGCUUCCUUCCCGGCGCCGCCGGUCGCCAUGGCCCUCCGCAACGACCUGGGCUCCAACAUCAACGUGCUGAAGACCCUCAACCUCCGCUUCCGAUGCUUCCUGGCCAAGGUGCACGAGCUGGAGCGCCGCAACCGGCAGCUGGAAAAGCAGCUCCAGCAGGCCCUGGAGGAAGGGGGAGCCCGUCGGGGUAGCUUGCAGCGCCGGGACCAAGCCGUCCAGACCGGUUUCAUCAGCCCCAUCCGCCCGCUGGGACUCUCCCUGACCAGCGGGGCUAGCAACGGCAGCCGGCCGGUGGGACUGGGCAGCAGCACGUCGAGGGUGCUGAAUUCCCCCGUCUGCCACCACCCGGGAGCGCCGCUCACCCCCACUUCUUGCCAGUCUCCCUCCUUGCCUAGCAGCGCUUUCUCCGCAUCCUCCCGCUUCCUGCCUGGGACCAUCUGGUCAUUCUCGCAGGCUCGCCGUCUGGGGCCAGGCCUAGAGACUACGCUCGUUCAGGGGCCUGGGGUCUCCUGGAUGCACCCGGAUGGAGUUGGGGUGCAGAUAGACACCAUCACCCCUGAAAUCCGGGCUCUCUACAAUGUCCUGGCCAAGGUGAAGAGGGAACGGGAUGAAUACAAGCGCAGGUGGGAAGAGGAGUACACAUUGCGGGUUCAGCUGCAGGACCAAGUGACCGAGCUACACGAGGAAGCCCAAGAAGCAGAAGCAUGUCAGGAGGAGCUGGCCAUGAAGGUGGAGAAGCUAAAAGCAGAGCUGGUCGUUUUCAAAGGACUGAUGAGUAAUAAUCUUAGUGAGCUGGACACCAAGAUCCAAGAGAAGGCCAUGAAGGUAGACAUGGACAUUUGUCGACGUAUCGAUAUCACAGCUAAAUUGUGUGAUGUAGCCCAACAGCGCAACUGCGAGGACAUGAUCAAAAUGUUUCAGAAGCAGUUGUCUCUGCACUUGUCUCCCAUUAAGGUUCCAGCUACAGUGGGUCGGAAACGGGAGCGAAAGAUGGUCAGUGAUGAGGACACCUCCCUCUCUGAGAGUGAGGCCCCCAAAAAAGUAGAAGAGGAAGAAGAGGAUGAGACCACUGCGAGUAUCAAUGAGGAGAUGCAGAGGAUGCUGAAUCAAUUGAGGGAAUAUGAUUUUGAAGAUGACUGUGACAGCCUCACCUGGGAGGAGACAGAAGAAACACUGCUGUUGUGGGAAGAUUUCUCUGGCUAUGCUAUUGCUGCUGCUGAGGCACAAGGAGAGUCCCCCAAACACGUGGCGAAGGCUGAGAAGCGAAUGGAAAAACGCAGUGCAGCUGAAAGGCAGCAGUCAGAUGACAGUUUGGAGAAAGUGAUCAAGGACACAGAGUCACUCUUCAAAAGCAGAGAGAAAGAAUACCAAGAAACCAUUGACCAAAUUGAGCUGGAAUUAGCAACAGCAAAGAAUGACAUGAACCGGCAUCUGCAUGAAUACAUGGAGAUGUGCAGCAUGAAGCGUGGGCUGGAUGUGCAGAUGGAGACAUGUCGUCGCCUCAUCACCCAGUCUGGAGACAGACUUACGGGAGUUGUGUUUCGUGCCAUGUGUCUCUAGAAGGUGAUGCAGUUUUGUCAGACGCAAUCGCUGUCGAACAACAACUUUCAUCGGAAAAAGGAGCACCACUGAUCGGCCAGGCUUUUGCACUAGCUUAUGGGACAAUGAAUCCAAUCAGCACUGGGCUGGGGGAAGACUUUUGACUUUCCCAUCCAACUGUAAUCCUAGGCUUAGCAAGAACACCAAUGGAGCUCCCUCCUUGCCGACCUCAGUCUCCUCUUUGUGCUCUUCAACAGCGUCCACUCUAGUUAUGACGCAACCUUAACAUUUCAGCCAAGUCUCUCCAUGCAACCUGUGCCCUUGUCUUAUGGCCUGAUGCUUCUUGAGUCCUGUGUCUGACCCCUUUGAGGCUUCUUCCCUCUUUUCCUAGGCCUAGUGCCCGUGUGACCCCCCGCCCUUUUUUUCUUUCAGAAAAUCUCCUGCUUUUACUCCGGUACCGAACUGUGAAUCAGCCCCAAAUGAGGAAACAGAGGAGUCCGAUCUUGACCUCCCAAGUGAUGCCUCGAUAAAAUAAUGAGGGAGGCUCUGUCCCCUCUGCGUGCCCCCUCCUGGCCCAGGAGUGUGAGCAUAUUGAGGGGAGACUUGUCCUAGCUAAAGCUCUGAGGGACAGAAAGGAGCAAGAAGCUGCUCCUAAAAGUCUGCCACUCAUGCUCUCCCUACUUGAAGGUGGAGCCAACCAAGAUGCCCAGGGCAAGGAGAUGUCCCAGCUCUUUCCCAUCCCUUCCUACUUCUUCCUUCUUGCCAUUACUUGUGUGGGGAGGCUCCCAUCUAACUGUAUCUGGCGCCCUGAAGAUUUGCCUUAUGAAGCCCCGUCUUCCUUGCAGCCUCCAAACAUAUGUGACUGUCCUCCCACUGCUAUAUAUAAGCAGGGUCUGCCUAUCUCAGCAAAACUGAACUUUCUCUUGGUGCCAAGUGGACCGAAGGCGGGGCUAAUAGAACCCUCCCUCCAGGCCACAAUGUACACAAUAGUGACAGUCUGUUGUUGUGGGGACAAAGAAUGAACCCCCAUUCCUUCACCUCAGCUCUGUCCUUGCCUUGCUUGGCUGUGCUGUCCUGGUGCAGAAGUCAUAUGUGAUGUGUUAUGUCUGGAAAUAAGAAUAUUAAAUGGUUACCUUCCUUUUUUCAACAGCUGUUA